Messenger RNA from Triticum aestivum (bread wheat), 367 nucleotides. Its product is annotated as cysteine-rich receptor-like protein kinase 40. Gene Ontology annotation, molecular function: protein kinase activity; ATP binding. The record is from RefSeq and is a predicted model, not a curated record. Lineage: Eukaryota; Viridiplantae; Streptophyta; Magnoliopsida; Poales; Poaceae. Gene Ontology annotation, biological process: protein phosphorylation.
AUAAAAAAAUGCAUCGAAAUUGGACUGCAAUGUGUUGAGACUGAUCGGCAGAGGAGACCUUCCAUAGAAGCAAUUAUCAACCAGCUCAAUGGACGGCAUUCUAAUUGAGCUAGGAUGUCGUACUGAUCUCCAAUCUCCAGGGAGAAUUAAGUUUGGGUCUUCUUCAGGAGACAUGUGCAAGAAGCAAAGGACAUGCUUGGCUGUUUGCCAAAGUUGAAAUAAGUUGAAAUAACUUCCAUUUCUUAUGAUGAUUGCUACUCCAUGUAUAUUUUCCUGGUAAUGGACUUCUUUAUAGUCCAGAUUUAAGUGCCACGUAAGAAUUUUAUUCUCCCUGUGGAGAUUUUAAGAUGCGCCAACUUUUUCUCAA